UUCUCCUUAUCCUAUCUCUCUCUUCUUUGAAGUAGGAAUGGCGUUAACACUGGGUGCUGCUCCGAUGGUGCUCAAUUUCCCCUCCUUAUCAUCCAGGGCCUCUCUUUCCUUCAAACCUAAUUUUGGGUUUUCUCUCUCUAAUGUUUCUCCCUCCUCUUCUUCACUUUCUAUGGCUUCCACUGCUCCAUUGUACCCGUCGGUGUUCUGUGGUAGGGGAGACAGGAAAACCGCGAAAGGAAAGCGAUUCAGCCAUUCAUUCGGGAAUGCAAGGCCUAGGAACAAGAAGAAAGGGAGAGGGCCUCCUCGUGUUCCCGCUCCUCCUUUGCCACCCAAGAAAGACCGUUUUGACGACGGGGAGGUUGUUAAGAUCCAAAUCGAUGAGUCCAUCUUUUCUAACUAAACCUCACUCUUUCUCUCUCUCUGUUUUGUUUAUAAAUGAAGAACAUGCUCUCUGUUCAAUGACUUGAUUGUUGAAAUUUGUAGCUGAUGUGCUAUAUUGUAACAUUUCAUUCUGAGAAAGUAAGAAGCUGUGUUUCUUUCAGGGAGCUAAUGGAAAUUCUGGACCUAUUUUGUAUUUCAAUGUUUUGUACUCUUUCCUCAAUGGAGCCAGUGGAUAUGGUAUCAUGCUGUAGUAUGCUACUUGUUUGUUGUA
This is a messenger RNA of Amborella trichopoda, 652 nucleotides long. It is a transcript of the gene PSRP4, whose product is annotated as plastid-specific ribosomal protein 4. Gene Ontology annotation, biological process: plastid translation. The record is from RefSeq and is a predicted model, not a curated record. Gene Ontology annotation, cellular component: plastid; ribosome. NCBI's taxonomy places the organism in Eukaryota, Viridiplantae, Streptophyta, Magnoliopsida, Amborellales, Amborellaceae.